GUUAUUGUAGAAUGUGUUGUUGAAGCGUGCGGUCGGUUGUGCGGUCGCUUGAAACUAAAAUUAAAUCAGUUUGAAUGCAAAUAAAUUAUCGAAACUAGAUGUAUUGCUUAGGGAAUGUGUACGCAAUAAAUAAUUAUAAAAAACACAAGCAAUAAUAACACACAAGUUCAACGCUACAUUGAUAUUUAUCGGUUUCGGUUGCUGGCGCGUUGCGAACUCGAAAAAAAGAAAUAAGAGCAAACGCUGAAUUAUUUUUUAAUUAGUUUUAAUUAAGCAUUAAAAGCAGGCAAAUAAAAACACAGAAUUUCAAUUGCACUCUGUUUUGUGUGACUUGUGAGUGAAGAAGAAGCAGCAGCAACAACACAGCCUCAGCAGCAAUAACACCAGCACCAGCAGCAGCAACAGCAUCGACAACUAUAACAGCCAACAACAAUAAAGUGAUCGCGCGUCGUGCGCGAGAGUUUUUGUCCGCGUAUGUGUGACCUGUGUGUGCGUACGCGUAUUAGUGUGUAUGUGUGUGUGUUUGUGCUGGAAUGGAAUGCAGUUAUGAAAAAAAAUAAAUAAAUAAUUGAGAGCGCGCGCCCGCGCCUUGCUAGCUGCCUCUCUCUCUCGCUCGAUCGCUCGCUUGCUUGCUCUCGCUCGCUUAUCGUGUAUCGCGUCCGUGGAAAUAUGUUGUUGUAUGUAUGUAGUACAUUGCACAAGGCAAAGUAAUACAAAUAGCAUAAACAAGAGAAACCGAAAAGCCAAAAUCGAAAGAAAAAACGCGCGCCAAGUGACAGACAAGUUUUUUUUUGCCAAAAUGUCGAAUCAACAACAACCACAGCAGCAGCAGCAACAACAGCCGCGACAGCUUCCACAACCACAUCCACAUCAUCAUCAUCACCAUGUGCAACAUCAUCAUCAUCAGCAGCCUGGACAGCAGAGCGAAUUCCCAUUGCCGGAUGGCUGGGACAUUGCCAGGGAUUUUGAUGGCAAGACCUACUACAUAGAUCACAUCAACAAAAAGACCACAUGGUUGGAUCCCAGAGAUCGCUACACAAAACCGCAAUCGUUCGAGGACUGUGUGGGCGAUGAGCUGCCCGUGGGCUGGGAGGAGGCGUACGACUCGAAUAUUGGACGCUACUAUAUCAACCACAUUGCGCAGAGCACACAGCUGGAGGAUCCACGGCAGGAGUGGAAGAGCGUCCAAGAGCAAAUGCUCAGCGACUAUUUGUCUGCGGCGCAGGAUCAGCUGGAGAACAAACGCGAGAUGUACGAUGUGAAGCAACAGCGUCUGAAUCUUGCCCAAGAGGAAUACAAUCACCUCAACAAGCUGGCGGCCAGUCGCAGCAGCUUAUGCUCGUCGUCUAGCUCUAUGAGCCGACACGAUCCAGAGCUGCUGCGCGCCGAUCUGAUGCUGGCGCGUGAGCGUGUGCGUCAACUUAAACAGGAGCUGAAUCACAUUACCAAUGAUAUAUCCUACACAGAGCGCGGCAUGAACACGCUCUACUCCGUGGGCGAGAAGAUCAAUGCGCGCCAGAACGGCUGCUACGAUAUUGCCGAGGUGCAGGCGAUACGCGAGGAAAUGCUUAAGGUGCACAAGUCACUCGUCUCCGGCGAGAAGGUGCGCGAGGAGCUGAUGCGCAGUCUGGUGCAGAUCAAGAACGAGCUGAGUCGCCAGCAAAUCAACGAGGAGAACGCUGAGCUGCUCAGUGCCGCCUCACCUUUCGAUCGCGUAUGCGUGGCCAGCCAGACAGAUCUGUGUGGUGCCGGCGAGCAUUUGAAUGGUGGAGCACGCUUUGCUGAGAUGGCCAAGACGAAGCUGCAGUACGCGGAAUGGAGGAAGCACAUAAAGAAGCUGCAACAGCAGCUAGCCGAUCAUGUAGAGCGCAUUGAGCCUGGCCAGCUGGAGUCCGACAAGGAUCGCAUAUUGCUGAUACAGGAGAAAGAGAAGCUGCUCAAUGAUCUGAACAGCAUAUCCCUGAAAUCGCGCAGUGCAGAGGAGAAACUGGUCAUACAACAGACGCGCCACAAGCUCGAGGAGGAUCUAAAGGAGGCGUACGAGGCGACCAACACAUGCGUUGCGAACCGCCUGCGCUUCCACGAGGAGAAACAGCUGCUGCUGGCAAAACUGCAGGAGGCGCUCAAGUCCACAAAUCUGCUCGAGGAGCGCCUCAAAUCAUUUUCCUCGGAGAGCACAUUCUCCAUUAGCAGCGGCAGCAGCCUAGGCUCCCUCUCCACAGCCAGCAGCAAGAGUGCGCUCAGCUUUACGGACAUUUACAUAGAUCCAUUUGCCGUUGGUGAAUCGCCCAUUGAUGUGGUGGAUCUGCAGCGACGCUCGCAGCGACUAUUCCAGCAGCACCAGCGCUUGCCACCCGUGCACCCAGCCGUGCAGCUGCAGCAACAGCAUCAGCUUCAGCAACAGACGCAGCCACAGCCGCAGCCAGCCUCAGAGGUCUCGCUGUCGCCGCGCAGCAGCCUUUCCAUAGAAACGCCACCCGCCUCACCUUUGAAGUACAAUGCGAUUGCCGAUCAGCCGCAGACGCAGGCAACGCUGAAAGAGGAACCCACCUACGCCAAUGCGAUGCCUGCGCCACCCGCCUACACAGCUCCACCUACUGUGCCCAUGGCAUUGGCUGGUGUACGCACCCAUCCCUACGAUCUGGACUCCACAGUGCUGGACUGCAUGAUGCUGGAGGCGAAGCUGCAGAAACUCAACCUUUCCUCGCCGCUCAAUCUAAAUGGACCGCUGUCCCCCAUCUCGGAAAAGCCCUCGCUGCUGGAUCUGCCCCAAGAGAUGCUCAGUCGGUCCUCCUCCACCUCGAAUACGCGCUCCGUUUCGGCAGCCGUAAGCAACGAAUCUGUGGCCGGUGAUUCCGGCGUCUUUGAAGCAUCCCGUGCGCAUCUGCCGCGCAAGGAACUGGCCCAGGUCCAGAUUGGCCUUAAGUAUCUGAAGCAGGAAGGCGUGCUCGUUGUCUCCCUGGAGCGUGCCAACAAUCUGUCAGCCCUGUGGACGGCGACCACGGACAACUCGCAAGUGUAUUUGCGCGCCGCUCUGCUGCCGAAUUCGCUAACAUCCAUACGCACCAAGGCGCUGGGUGACUUCCAGAAGCCCGUCUUCAAUGACACAUUCGCAGUGCCCAUCUCGCUGGACAAGUUACUGACCAAGAGCCUACAGGUGACCGUGGUCAGCAUGACGGGACAAAAGGAGGAGAUUAUUGGCACGCUGCAGAUCAGCAUGGCUGAGUUUAAUCCCGAUGAUUCCACGCUGAAGUGGUACAACGUGCUUAGUUCCAAAUUUAUACCGACAUUUGAGUCUCUGGACUUACCCUCCACAAGCGCCGCGGCAGCAGCUGCCGCCGUUGCAGCAAGCAACAACAUCAUCAACAACAACACAAGGGAGGAAUCCUCGGAUGAGUCGACAAUAACUUCAUCACAAACCUCAACGUUGACGCGCAAUCAGGCGCCGCCAUUGGAGCUGCAAUCUCAAAUAGCCGAAGAGCUGCCCGAGCACGUGCGUCUCAAUGAGCAGCAGUGCAGCGACGAUGAUGACGAUGAUGAAGACGAGGAAGAUGAGCAGCAGCUCGUCGGCACUCUCGGUCUGACGCACUCCGGGUGCAUGCUGGAUGCUUACCUGGAGAACAUGAAACAGGAGUAUGCCGAUAAGGAGACCAACACAGAUUGCGCCUUUCCACCGGAGAAGCUGCGCAACCAGACGCAGCUGCUUGACGACAGGCCUGUGAAACGCUCGCAAACAUUUACGCCGUCGGCGGCAGUCAGCAAGAAUCGUUAUAACUGCCGGCUCAAUCGCAGUGACUCCGACUCGGCCAUGCACUUCGGUGUCACGCCGCACACCUUCCAUCGCGGCGCUGUGGAGCGGCGUUCGCUGCGCUUCCAGCCAAAGGCGACCAAGUCCGUCACAAAACUGCAUCAUACUCACAUACCACGCACCAGCUUGGACUUGGAGCUGGACCUGCAAGCACAGCACAGCAAGCUAUACUUUCUCAACGAUCAAAUCUCCAAGUUGCAGAACCUCAAGGAAGUACUUCAGAAGGCCUGCGAUAACAAGGACCCGUUGAUUGCGGCCUGGGCCAUUGAGAAUGAAGAAUUCCAGCGUUUAGUGGCACGCGCCGACCCCACCAAGUGCCCCGAGGAGCGUUUACUGCAGAAGCUGCUCAUGAAGACCACCAAAGAAAUACACAAGCUACGCAAGACCAAGGUGCCCAAAGGCUGCCCAGAUUUGGUCUCCUUCAAAGAGAAAAUGUUCUUCUUCACACGCAAGGGUAUGUCUGUGCCUGAGCUACCCAUUGAUUUUUUGCUGCCCGAUGCGCAAGCCAUUGAGGAGGAGGAAGAGGACGACGACGAUGAUGAGGAGGAUAAUGUGGCUGAAACAGCCAUUGCCAUCAAUACGGCUCUGGUGGCCAGCAGCAAUAGAAAUAAGAAUCUCAGUGAGCAUCACCAUCGAUCAACAGGCGGCGCAGUGUCUAAGCUGACUGCCACGCCCACUUCAGCCAUUAACCCAGCCCCUGUUACAACACCCGUCCCAGCAUCGUCCAAUGCCAACGAGGCCAAGGGCGAGCAGCAGCGCUACGACUACGUCGUCGACCGCAACUACGGCGUCGAGGUGUAGUUCCCACAAAGAGAUUGGGAGACUGGGAUCCCUUCCCACCUGAGCUGUAUAUUUUUGUAAUUAUUUUUGGUAUUUAUUUGCAUUAAGCGAAAAGUAUUUAUGUGUAUAGAAGAGAAACUAGAUGAAACUGAUGUAACAAAUAUCUGUGCCUUAUAGAGAAAGAGUUGGAGCAGACCAACAACAAAAACCAUACCAACAACAACAGCAACAAGAAACAUGCAAGAAAUGAUAUAAUUAUUUGUAACUGCAUAGAACUAACUAGCCUUAAAUGAUAUAUAUCUAUAUAUAUAUAUAUAUAGUAGUAUUAGUGUAGACCCAUAGUCAGUUUGUACUAAUUGACCCCCUCCACCCACAUCCCCACAAAAACUGACCCUGUAUGAAAAGAGCAAAGCAAAUGUCUUAUAUACCUAUGUCCCGCCCCGCAACGCACCGCUCCGCCCGCCCCACUAAAAGCGCGCACAUUGCGCGCUAUGAAACCUAUCAAAUUCAUAUUGAAAACCAACUGUAUUCUUAAGACUUGAGCAAAUUAUACGAAUGAAGAGGAAUAUUUUUAUAUACAUAUACAUAAUAUAAAUAGUACAUAUAGAGACUAUUGAUACAUUUUAAAUUAGUUUAGUGCAAACACCAACAAACAUACAACUAAAAAAAAAGAAAUGAAAAUAUUUAUUAUAUACAUACAUAUAGAAAUGGAUGAGUGCAUAUUACUCCAAUCUGUUAGUUUAAUUAGCUUGCGUUUUUGUUAAGCUCAAAACGAAUUCUACUAUUUUUUUUUAUAAAAAAACCUAUGAAAAAAAACCAAUACACAAACACAAAAAAGUCCAUGUACCAUAUUAGUUAAACGCUAUAUGCCACACAGAGGUAUAUAGCAUAGCUAAGAACGCGCCCUAACAAAAGAAAUGAAAUAUUUUAUUAAGCAAGCCUGUUAACAUUGUUAAACUAUUGCCCUGGAGCUAUGAAUUUGAUGAGAAAAUCAAAACAAAACAAAAA
Molecule: messenger RNA, 5596 nt
Organism: Drosophila hydei
Lineage: Eukaryota; Metazoa; Arthropoda; Insecta; Diptera; Drosophilidae
Gene: kibra
Product: protein kibra
Exons: 9
Coding region: 680-4609 (1309 amino acids)
Biological process (GO): negative regulation of organ growth; regulation of hippo signaling; regulation of DNA-templated transcription
Cellular component (GO): cytoplasm
Molecular function (GO): molecular adaptor activity; kinase binding
Source: RefSeq, a predicted model, not a curated record